Molecule: messenger RNA, 199 nt
Organism: Funneliformis caledonium
Lineage: Eukaryota; Fungi; Glomeromycota; Glomeromycetes; Glomerales; Glomeraceae
Source: the annotation of a GenBank genome assembly
AUGACUUCUACUAACUAUUAUUCUGAAAGUCAUGAAGAUUCUUAUGGUAAUGUUGAUGAUGAACUUGAUAAAACAUCGAAAGAUCAUUCACAUUACUUAUUAUCUAAUCCUAUACCAAUUUAUUAUCAUAACACAGAUUCAGAAAGUUUUAAAAAUAAUGUCAAAGAGAAUAAAAUGACGGAUAGUAUCUUUUCACAAG